Chrysemys picta bellii (western painted turtle) is the source of this 13181-nucleotide messenger RNA. RefSeq names its product filamin A interacting protein 1 (gene FILIP1). The record is from RefSeq and is a predicted model, not a curated record. NCBI's taxonomy places the organism in Eukaryota, Metazoa, Chordata, Testudines, Emydidae. Gene Ontology annotation, cellular component: actin cytoskeleton.
AAGUGGAGCUGAGCUCAACAAAGUCAUUGCUGUAACAGUGUGUGAAGAGAGCAGAAGAGGGGAAAUACAAUCUGAGAACUAAACUGCCAAAGCCUAACACCACCUAGCAACAGUUGAAAAAUUUUUUAAACAAAAGUCUGGGUGUGAGACAGACAGAGCAUACCUCCUAUUUCUCCUGACUGGGAUUUCCGUGAGGAGAAACUACGUUCCUCUUCUGUUCUCUACCCUAUUUUCUGCACUACUUCAACUGCUGGAAGACCUAGAAGAGUGGAAAAGGCUUAUCUCUGUGGGUGCUUCUGCACUGGACACUUUUCCAAGUCUUAAAUCUGCCUGGGUAGUGUGGAGCAAGCUGCUGUGAUCUACCAAGAACAAACUGACAUUGCAGAAUACAUUCCUAGGUUCCUACUGCUGUCAGGUGGGGAUGAGAUCCCGAAACCAAGGUGGAGAAAGCUCUCCUAAUGGGCAUUUCUCCAGUUCUAAGCCCAUUGUCAGCAAUGCAGAGAAUGAAAACCUUCAGGAAGAUGCCAAGAAAAAGAACAAAUCUCAUCGAAAGGAAGAGGAGGUCAUGGUCUCAGGGACUGUAAAACAACACUUAAAGUCACCGGCACCUGGUGAACGAAAGAACAAGAAAUCCAUAGAACUUUCUAAAGAGGACUUAAUCCGGCUCCUCAGUAUAAUGGAAGGAGAACUGCAGGCUAGAGAAGAUGUCAUCCACAUGCUGAAGACAGAGAAAACUAAACCUGAAGUUUUAGAGGCUCACUAUGGAUCAGCAGCUCCAGAGAACGUGCUGCGAGUGUUGCAUAGGGAUGCCAUCCUUGCCCAAGAAAAAUCCGUAGGGGAAGAUGUCUAUGAGAAACCCAUUUCAGAGCUGGACAGACUGGAAGAAAAGCAGAAAGAGACAUAUCGACGCAUGUUGGAACAGCUCCUCUUGGCAGAGAAGUGCCAUCGGCGCACAGUUUAUGAGUUGGAAAACGAGAAGCAUAAACAUACAGAUUACAUGAACAAGAGUGAUGACUUUACCAACCUCUUGGAGCAGGAGCGUGAAAGGUUAAAGAAGCUUCUCGAACAGGAAAAAAUCUAUCAAGCUCGCAAGGAGAAAGAACAUACAAAGAGACUCAAUAAACUGAGAGACGAAUUGGUCAAACUCAAGUCAUUUGCACUCAUGCUGGUGGAUGAGAGACAAAUGCAUAUUGAACAACUUGGUCAGCAAAGUCAGAAAAUACAAGAUCUUGCUCAGAAACUAAAGGAGGAAGAAGAAAAGCUUAAAGUUAUUAGUUCAAAAACAAAAGAAGAUGGACAAAAAUUGAUGAAAUUAGAAGCAGAACUUGAACACAAGACAUUAUCAUUUUCUCAAGAGCAUGAGGAGAUGACCGCUAAACUGGGUAAUCAAGAGUCACAUAAUAGACAGCUGAGACUUAAGCUGGUUGGUUUGACUCGUAGAAUUGAGGAGCUAGAGGAAACUAAUAAAAAUCUUCAAAAGGCUGAGGAAGAACUUCAGGAAUUAAGAGAUAAAAUAGCAAAAGGAGAAUGUGGAAACUCUAGCUUGAUGGCUGAAGUGGAAAACCUACGCAAGCGUGUACUUGAAAUGGAAGGCAAAGAUGAGGAGAUCACAAAAACUGAAUCCCAAUGUAGAGAGCUGAAAAAGAAACUGCAAGAGGAAGAACAUCAUAGCAAAGAGCUGAAAUUUGAAGUGGAAAAGUUGCAAAAGAGAAUGUCAGAACUGGAGAAGCUGGAAGAGGCUUUUAGUAGAAGUAAGUCUGAAUGUUCCCAGUUGCACUUAAAUCUGGAGAAAGAAAAGAAUUUAACCAAAGACUUAAUAAGUGAGUUGGACAUGGUAAAGACUCGAGUGAAAGAUCUUGAAUCUUCAGAAAGUAAGUUGGAAAAAGCUGAACUAAGCUUAAAGGAGGACCUUACCAAGCUGAAGUCAUUUACUGUCAUGCUGGUGGAUGAAAGAAAAAAUAUGAUGGAAAAAAUAAAGCAGGAAGAAAGAAAAGUUGAAGGUCUGAACAAAAAUGUUAAGGUAGAACAAGGUAAAGUUAUGGAUGUGACUGAGAAAUUAAUAGAUGAAAGUAAGAAACUUUUGAAACUGAAAACUGAAAUGGAGGAAAAAGUGUCCAGUUUAACAAAGGAAAGAGAUGAGUUAAUUGGAAAGCUGAAAACUGAAGAAGAAAAAUCCUCUGAACUGAGUUGUAGAGUUGAUUUGUUAAAGAAAAGAAUUGAAGGUAUAGAGGAAGUAGAAAGAGAAAUAGCAAGAGGUCGAGCCAGAAAAGGACAAGAACUUGCUUAUCAUGAGGACAACAAGAUUAAAGAACUAACCAUUGAAAUUGAAAGACUGAAAAAACGUCUCAAACAAUUGGAAGUGGUUGAAGGAGACUUGAUGAAGACAGAGGAUGAAUAUGAUCAGCUGGAGCAGAAAUUUAGGACUGAGCAGGACAAAGCUAACUUCCUUUCUCAACAACUGGAGGAAAUGAAGCUCCAGAUUGCUAAAAACAAAGCAAUAGAGAAGGGUGAAGUGGUGAGUCAGGAAGCAGAGUUGAGGCACAGGUUUCGGUUAGAAGAAGCUAAAAGCAGAGAUUUGAAAGCAGAAGUGCAAGCUCUUAAGGAAAAAAUUCAUGAGCUGAUGAACAAAGAAGACCAGCUUUCCCAGCUCCAAGUUGAUUAUUCCGUUCUUCAGCAAAGAUUUAUGGAAGAAGAAGAUAAAAACAAAAAUAUGGGUCAGGAAGUCCUGAACUUAACAAAAGAGUUAGAGCUUUCUAAGCGUUACAGUCGUGUCCUCAGACCCAGCAUGAAUGGUAGAAGAAUGGUAGAUGUUCCUGUGACAUCAACUGGGGUGCAGACUGAUGCAGUAAGCAGUGAAGCAGCAGAAGAAGAAACCCCAGCUGUGUUUAUAAGGAAAUCCUUCCAAGAGGAAAAUCACAUCAUGAGUAAUCUGCGACAGGUAGGGCUGAAAAAACCCACAGAGCGUUCAUCUGUGCUUGACAGGUAUCCCCCAGCAGCAAAUGAGCUUGCAAUGAGGAAAUCUUGGAUACCAUGGAUGAGAAAAAGAGAGAAUGUGUCCCAAGGUGCUCCUGAUAAAGGAGCCCGAACACGAGGUAGCCCAGGACAUCCUGGAGAGGUUGUCCUUUCCCCAAAGCAGGGGCAACCUCUUCAUAUUCGGGUGACUCCAGAUCAUGAGAAUAGUACAGCUACUCUGGAGAUAACUAGCCCAACAUCUGAGGAAUUCUUUUCAAGCACCACUGUCAUUCCAACCUUGGGAAAUCAGAAGCCACGGAUUACCAUCAUUCCUUCUCCAAAUGUGUCACAAAAAGGAAAAGGUGGCGAGAGCUCAGUGGGCCCAGAGCGUGCUAUGUCACCGGUUACUAUAACUACAUUCUCCAGAGAAAAGUCCUCAGAUGGAGGGAGAGCUCCUUUCAUGGAAAGACCCACGUCCCCAAUUCAGAUUAUGACAGUAUCUACGUCUGCAGCACCAGCAGAAAUCUCUGUUUCUCCAGAAUUGCAGGAUAUGACCAUGGGAAGGGCUGUUUUCAAAGUAACACCAGAAAAACAAACUGUCCCAACCCCAAUCCGGAAGUACAAUGCCAAUGCCAACAUUAUAACAACAGAGGACAACAAAAUUCACAUUCACUUAGGUUCUCAGUUUAAACGCUCCCCUGGUGUUGCUUCUGAAGGAGCUAGUCCUGUGAUAACGGUCAGACCAAUGAAUGUAGCAGCAGAAAAGGAGGUUAUGACUGGUACCGUCCUUCGUUCCCCCAGGAACCAUUUCUCCUCCAGGCCCGGAGCAAGCAAAGUGACAAGUACCAUAACUAUAACUCCGGUUACAACAUCAUCCACACGAGGAACACAAUCAGUGACAGGACAGGAUGGGUCAUCACAGAGACCUACACCCACCCGUAUUCCUGUGUCAAAAGGUAUGAAAGCAGGAAAGCCAGUAGUGGCAGCCCCAGGAACAGGAAAUGUGACAAAAUUCGAGCCUCGUGCCGAGACUCAGUCUAUGAAAAUAGAACUGAAGAAAUCUUCAGCCAACAGCUCUGCCUCCCUGGGCGGGGGGAAGGGCUGAGGGCAGUGGCUAAGGGGGUAUGUUGUGCAGGUUUUACUGCUACCAUGGAAAUCAACCCCCUGUCUGUUAGUUGCUGGUGUUUGCAUUUACUAAUUAAGUCCUGAAACUGUCACUUAACAUAACAAACUAAUAGGUGUGUGUGUGGGUGUGUGUGGGUGUGUCUUGACUUUAACAAUAUAAUUUUGUUUCUAUGCUGGGCUAAAAAGCUACUUGGAAGCUCGUAAUGUUUGCAGACAAUGAAAUCAGACUGAGCAGCCUCACUUACACAUUGAUCUUAAUUCAGGCAGGGGUUAUUGAAUUUAUUGAUAGGAUGGGCCACUUCUUAAGAGAUUGUCUCAUGGUACCACUUUCCAUCUCACUCACAAUCGCAUAGGGCACUUUCCCUCCUUUUCAAUGAUCAUUUAACAUUCCUGAGACAACUAAAGCAUUGCUUGCCUAAAGAAGUAAUGCUAGAAAAGCCAUGUAUUUUUAGGUCUCUUUUAAUGAAGUCUCAUAGCUAAAACAAAGAGGAAGAGCCAGCAACAUGUGACCAGCCAUCUCUCUAUGGAUCGGCAGUGCUUCACAGACCGCAGUUUGGAAAGCUCUGAUCUAACUGAUUUUUUGUUACAGCCACAAUUUGGGCCUGAUCCAAAACCCCUGGAAGUCAAUGGAAUUACUUUCUUUGGGCUUGUCUAUACUUUUGGCUAGAUUCACACUGCUGUGAUCAAUGCAGUGGUGUCGAUUUAGUGGGUCUGGUGAAGACCCACUAAGUCAAUGGCAGAGUGCUCUCCCAUCUACUCCUGUACUCCAGCUCCUCGAGAAGAGUAAGGUAAGUCAGCAGGAGAGCAUUUCCCAUCAACACAGCGGGAUGUAGAUACCGCAAUAAGUGGAUCUAGCUAUUUCAACUUCAGUUAUGUUAUUCACGUAACUGAAGUAGUGUAACUUAGAUUGAUUUACUGUGGUAGUGUAGACAAGGCCUUUGACUUCAGUUUACUUUGGAUCAGGCCCAUAAUCAGAAAGUGUGCUGUAGUUUAACUUCAGCUGCCUGAAGUUAAGUUCUUCUGUCUUAGAACAGUCCUUUAUACAGACAGUUAAUGGUGCAAAGUAAUUGAUGGAGAACUCUGCUCAGAUACAGAGGGUAGGGGACAGAGGGCUUUGCACCCAACUUACUCUGAAUUCCAGCGUGUUCCCUGAAGUUUGGUAUGUGUCUAUCUCAAAUAAAGACCCAGUUUACAGUGCUAUGGAGUACCAGUUUGUGUUUUGUUUUGUUCUGGUUAUACUGAAGUAUUUGCAUUUUUUCCAUUUGUGGUUUUUUUUAGCAUGUUUUAAGGAAGUAUUUCAGCAUGGAAAUGGGUGUAGAUGUAAAUGAUUGAUGUCAUUAUUUUGUUUGAUAGCACCAUAAUUUCCCCAGAAAACUCAAUUUCCACACAAGUAAGAUACAAUAAAUGAACUCUGGGUUGAAGUAACUUGACAUGCUGUGUCUCAGCCAGAAGGUGCAUUUUAAAAAUAUAUAAUGAUUCAACCAUUUGAGUGAGCUAUUAAGAGUCCCACAACUAUGGGUGCCCUUGCUGGAGGAGAGAAGAGAAAGGAAGAUGACUCAUGCAGCAUGAAGAAUACAAGUGUAACGCAAAAUGAAUUUGAGGGAGAAUUCUAAGUGAAGAAGUUAAGCGGCUGAAGGAAGCAAAUGCAGUUAAUAGGAUGUACAGGGUCAAUGCAAUGAACCAAGAGAUUGGGGGAUUAGUUUCUCUUGUGAAGGAGAGGUUGAAAGAAGAGUCUGUCAGUGGAGGGCAACAAAAAUGUGGUAGAAUCAGGCAAUGUUUAUCCUUAAUCCAUACUUUCGGCUGCUACCCUAUUAAAGAUCCAGAUAUUUCCGUUAGAGAGCUUACCCCAGCUUCACUAUCUUGAAGGCAUUCUUAUUCUUCUUUCAUGCACAUGUCCUUCUGAUGAACAUCACAAAAAUAACAGAGUCCUUUGGCACCUUUAAGACUAACAGAUGUAUUGGAGCAUAAGCUUUCGUGGGUGAAUGCCCAUCCACAAAAGCUUAUGCUCCAAUACAUCUGUUAGUCUUAAAGGUGCCACAGGACUCUCUGUUGCUUUUUACAGAUCCAGACUAACACGGCUACCCCUCUGAUACCGAUCACAAAAAUAUUGAUUCUGAUUUUCACAGGUCCUCAAGCAUCUUCCAUUAACCUGCAUCUCCAAUUAACUUUGGAAAUGUAGGUGUUAGGACAUCUGAAAAACAGACUCAUGACUUUAUAUAUAUAUAUAAUUUUCCUAAUAGCAGAACCAAACUUGGAACUUCUUCUUGGGAAUUUGUGAGUUACUGACCAGAAGUGCAUCAACUCCUUCCAGCUAAUUGUUAUGCCCAAUAAAUGCCCCAUACCUCAAUUUGUCAAUUAAUCAUUAGUGAGUUCUUAUUAUUUCUAAGUAUCAGAGCUUUUUCAGCAGAAGUUCUAAACAUAACAUGAAGCUAAAAGCUCAUUAUAACACUAAAUGCUGAGCUAAACCAAAUCUUCCACUCAGUUCAAAACAGUAAUUUUAAAUGCUGCAAAGUAGACGAGCCCCCUGGUAAUGUGGUAUGAUACAGUAAUGAACUAUAGAUGGCUUAAGCCUUCUUUUUCAUAGCUUUUAAAAAGAAACUAGCCUUUCCUAACUUAAGUGAUGAUAUAUAUGGGACAAUAGUCUAAAUGUGCCUGCCUUUGAAAGCAGCAUCUGUUUUGGAUGGGAUUUGAGAGACUACUUUAUCUGAAGAAGAAACCAUCAGAUCGAACUGGAUAUCCAGGGCCACCACUGCACAGCUAGAAUUGGAGAGGCAAACUAGAAGUACCACUUGUGGAGUUAUCAGGACAUGUGAGAAGGAAUCCAGCAACCCCAGACGAAAGAGAAUUGACAAGUCAGACUAGUAUUUUGAGGAUUCAGUAGCAGAGCCCAUUGCCAGGACCAGACCAGAAAAAAAUCUCUGAUCCACAGCCAACCUAGCAAAAGGUCAAGGAAUCAGAACCAGGCAAAAGGGUGUUUCUAAAACUAAUCUGGGAAAAAAACCCACAAGCAAACAAAAAGUAACAACUUAUGAAUAUUGGUAGGAAAAGACCCUGAAAACAUAUUAAUCUUGUUUAAAUAUUAGCAAGAAGAGGGCAGGUCGCAAUUUACAAAGCUUCUCAAAAGGAAAGAAAGAUAAAGUGUAAGGGCUGAUGUAAGCCAAAGGGUAAUGUAAAUUAUUUACUAAGUAUUGAUGUAUAAGGGUUUAUUCUGAGGAUCACAGAAAUGAAAUAUUUUGUAUAAACUGGAGAAAACUGUAUGCCUAUAAGUACUUAUGGAUAUCUGUUUUAAGUUUAGUGUGCAUCUUUGGUUAAAAAAUUAGAUGAGUUCAGCAUUUUAUAAUAUGUUUUCAUUUACCUGAAGUUUGCUACUCUAAGUAGAGAGCGGGCGGGAAGGGAAUUGCAACAAUAAUAACAAAAAAGGCUUAUAGCUCAAAAGUCUUAAAAAGUUGAAGGUUAGCUGUCUUGAUUAUACAGUUUAGAGUCCCUUUUCCUCUGAAGGUAGCAAUCUAGUUAGUGACUACAAUAAGAUAAGCCACUCAGCACCUUAAAAACUUUGUCUAGUGGAAGAAGCAUGACUGUUACAAUAUCUCUGUCUGUGAGAAAGGUCUCAGCUAACUCAUUGUUCUUACAUCACAAAAGUGUUCCAGCAUCUAUGUGUGGAGUUAAGGACAGAGUAACCUCCAUAACUGAAUUUCCCUGUAUUUGAUUUUAAAUCUGAUCCUUAACACAAGUUUCUACUGAAUUAUAUAGGGCCAGAUGCCGUCACCCUUACUCAUGCUAAGUACAGCUUGUUCAUGUGAGUAGUCUCAUGGCCAUAAACAGAAAUACUGACCUGACUAAGAGCUGCUCAGUGUGAGAAAGGUUGCAGAAUUUGGUUCAUAAAGACAUGCAAUCUCUAGUCUAAGGGGUUUCUUUCAGAUCUUAAAAUAUGCUAAGCAAACAAUAUCUUGACUUCAUAUGGCCACUUUGAUCUUUAGUUGUUUACUCUUUUCAUUUUAUGAUCACAAUCCUUCACUGUGAUUAAAAAAGCAAAUAACACAGUGGUUCUCAAACUAUUGUACAGGUGACACCUUUCACAUAGCAAGCCUCUGAGUGCGACCCCCCCUUAUAAAUUAAAAACACUUUUAAAUAUAUUUAACACAAUUAUAAAUGCUGGAGGCGAAGCGGGGUUUGGGGUGGAGGCUGGCAGCUGGCAACCCCCCCCCCCCAUGUAAUAACCUCACGACCCCCUGAGGGGUCCCGACCCCCAGUUUGAGAACCUCUGAAAUAUCUUCUGACUUUUAUAAAUAUGACCAUACAGAAUGUACAUGACAGUAUUUAAACUUUAAACCACUUACUUGGUGAUUAAUAUCAUGUGCAUAAUCUCUAAAACAGAAUUGGUCUGCAAAGGUUCAUGCCAAUUAUAUUUUUUACUAAAUACUAGAUUAUUACCUAAAACAUGUUAAACGUGUUUUCAGAUCCUCUCAAGGUUAAUGCUAAUGUUCGGUGACUGAUCAGAAUUCCAGAGCACAUCUUUAAAGAGGGAAGUCUACCGUCCUACCAUGUUUCAGGUUUUUGACACAGGCUACAACAAUAAGGAUGGUUUUCAGACAGUUAUAUGUUCCUAUCGCAUAUCAGUUGUUGACAUCACUAAGUCAGUUUGAAACCUGUAGUAUGCUGGCAGUAGUUUCUAUGAGCUCAUCUUUUAAACUUGUUCUCCUUUAGGGGAAUAUUUUUCUCUUCCAUCUGUGUGAGUAAUUCUCAUUCCCUUAACUUUGACUGAGCUCUCCCAGACAGAGCUCUUUCUAACAUUUGUCAUUAUAGAUGUUGACUUCACUUUGAAACUAUCUUACUACUUGGUCUCUGUUCUUAUUUGGGUUUUUGGAAAACAUCAAGAGGGUUAACUACUUUCAAAUUGGGAGCUAUCAGCUGCAGGAACAAAACCAUGUAGGACCAUGUGUGGGUUUAUUUUAUUUUAUUUUAUUUUAUUUUUUGGCUUCUUGCAAGAUUCAAGUAUGAGCAACUCCCUAUAUUAAAAACUCUUCUAAACAUGAUUUUAAAAGUUCAGAAAUAGUUAUGUUGGUACAUGAUCCACUUUUGUCACUGGGACUUAUAUUGUCUCCAGUAUAUCUUUUUGUAUAAUUUGGUAUUAUCCAUUCAUGUAAAUUGUAAAAAGAAAUUUAAUUUAAAUUUCAAAUGUUAAAAUGUCAGUUGAUUUGCUUUUAUUAUCUGAAUUGGUCAGGCUUUAUGCAAAUUGUUCACUAUGGGCCAGAUUCUAAACUCAUUUACAACAGUGUAAAUACAAAUAAUUGCAAAGACCUCUGAUUUACAGCAAUAUAAUUUAAAUCUGAAUUUGGUCCUAUCCAUACAGAUGUCUUUAUUUAAUUUUAUCAUUAGAAUAAAUUAAGUUUUGUUUCUUUAAGUAAAUGUAUAACUCAUGGAAGCUGUAAGAUUUAUAGUCCCAGAAGCACUCUCUCUAGCCAUUGCCAGAUUAUUCCUACAUCACUGUGCCAGAAUAUAUCAGGGAUGGCCAAACCAUGGCUCAUGAGCUGCAUGCGGCUCUUUUACAAUUAAAGUGUGGCUUGUGGAGCCCCUCCAGGCCCUCCCUUCUCCACCUACCAGAUGGGGUGGGGUGGGGGGAUCUUGGGACCUCUGCCUUGCAGCAGGGUGAUGGGGUAGGGGCUUCUGUCCAGUGGGGAGGGGCAGUCUUGGGACUUCAGCCCCAUGGGGUGCACCUACUGGGGCUCAGGGCUCAGCAGGAGCGGGGCUGAAGCCCCAAGGCCUGGCAGAUGCCUCCCACAGGGCAAAAGCCCCGAGCCCAGCGGGUGUGCCCCGGCUUUCCACUUUCUGAAGAUUGUUGUAUGCGGCUCAGAGUGUCAGUAAGUUUGGCCAUCCCUGGUAUAUAACCUAUGAAAAUUUUAGACAAACACCUCUUUGGACAUCUAUUUUAAUAGCAAAAAUACAUGCAUGACUACAAAGUCAAACGUUAGAAGGGGUGAGGUGUAAGAGAAAUUAAUGAACACAUGAAUAAUGGAAGUAUACGCAAUGUAUGACUUCUUAAUCCUCUCUAGUCUCUGACCUCCCCCUGCGUACUUGUUAUGUUUGGUCUAUAAGAGGAAGACUUUGAUUUUGAAACCUUACUAUAGUUACACUGUUCAGUUAUUAAUUGGACCUGUACAAGGAAGAAGACAUUUUCUGCCUACCAAAUUUUUGUUUUUAAAUUGUAAAUUUUGUCUUCAAACUCUGUGUAUAGAUAUCUAAUGUAUAUACUGGAUAUUAAGAACCAUUUUCUUAAAAUGAGCUCAUGUGACUCCCACUGAAAUUAAUAGAUGUGUUCAUAUAUGAGUAAAAUUUGAUGUUAAGCAAAUAGAGCUUUUACCUUGCUUCAUAUUCUCCAAGAACCUGAAGUUAUAAAACUGCAUUGGUGGUGAAGGUUUACUUUUACUACAGUUUAUGAUUCCUGUAUGUUCAUUAUUCAAAUCUGGGAGGAAAUAUAGACAUGGAUGGAUGGAAAAACUUACAUAAAUCGUAAAUUAAUGUAGAGAAAUACACUUUAUUGGGAAAUUCCAUUGUUUCACUUGUGUCCCCACAUUCUCCUAAUUGUUGUCUUUUAGCCUUGUUUUAUCCAUAUGAGUAAAAUAAUGAAAAUAUGCCAUCUAGUGGUAAGGUUCUGGCAUAAAGGGUAAAUGAAAUAUUUGAACAUUUUUUCUGUUUUAAAAUUACAAUAUUGUACAAUUCCCACAAUCAAACUUUUUACAAACGUAUUAUUUUUAAAAGGUGAAGCAUAGGCACAUGUUAAUAAAAGUGGUAAGGAUACACUGAAUUUAUAUUUUGCAUAUCUUGUAAAUGGCAUUUGAAAACAAGGAGGGGAAGACAAUCACUGUAGUUAUAUAAGAAGUUUCAACUAUAGAAAUAAAUGCUUUUGGAAGGCACAUUAUACUACAUUUCAAAUGUCUGAUUGCAAUUUCAUCAUUUAAAACCCACAAAUAUUUUUUCUUUAAAGAUGCACUGCAUAUUGAAAUUUACAUUUAUGGUUAAACUCCGAUUUAGUAAAUAUCAUCUUGUGUGCAAUGGAAACAUAUUUAGACCAUAGGAGAGUUAAUUAAUUAUUUACUAUUUGUUGUGGUACUACCAAAAGACUAAUUAGGAUCAAGGACCUCUUAUGUUCACAUAGUACAAACUUAAGCUCUGAUCUUGCAAAGACUACACAUAGCUUUAUACAUUAUGUAUGAAAUCCUGGCUCUACUGAAGUCAAUGGCAAAAGUACUGUUGACUUCAGUAGAGCCAGGAUUUAACUAUGUGAGUAGUCCCAUGUAAGUCUUUACAUGAACUGCGCUUAAGAGGACAAGCAACCUACGAAGAAGAGGGAAGAGAUAGUCGACAUGCACAUUUUAUAGACAUAUUUUAGUUGAAUUACAUUUUUUGUAUAAUGACAGAUAUAUGGUCUGAGCAUUGAAUUUGGUUGGAGUCUCAGACUUCUGAGUUCUAAUCCUGGCUGUAACCCAGACUCGCUCUGUAGCACUGGCCAGGACAUUUCUUCUCAAUCUCAAUCUCCCAUCUUUAUAUGGGAAUAACAUCUACCUCCCAGGAGUGUUGUGAGGUUUAAUUAAAAUCUUUAAGAGUCUCUGAAGAUAAAAAAGCACUAUAUAAAUGCUAAGUUCUAUUAACUUUAUUAAAAAUUACCUGUAUUUCCAAUUAUAUAAUAGCAAAUGUUUUGCUCUUUUCUCUUAGAGAGUGUCAUCAUUCAUCAGUUACGCAUGAACUCUAGAUGAGAUACCAUACCCAAUGUAUUCUAUAUGUGUGCACUUCCUCUGCACACCAGUUGGAUGGAUCACUGUUGAAGCCCUCUACCACUAUCACCAUGGUCUCCUGUGCUACUGAUCACUGACAGAAGUUUUUUACUGCUUCCGUUGGAUUAUAAAGAUUAUUUGUAGAGUUUUUAAAAAUAAUGGCCGUGUUGAUAUUUUGAAAAUAUGUAGAGAGAGAGAAAAGCAGUUAUGGUGCCAGCUGAAUGUUACUCUUAUUUUGGAAAGCCUAAGGCACCAGCUUGAUUUUGUUUGGUUGUGUUUGCCAUAUAAUUUAUUUUUAUAAAACACUUUAAUGUAACUUUCCCCAAACCUUCCAAUUGCUACUGUCCAUGGCGUGUUAAUUUGUAGAAUACACUGUCAAAAUUCUUAGUGUUGAUUGAUAUUUUUGUAUUAAAGACAGUAAAGAAAGUUUAAAUUUUAAUUUGAAUAGAGCUUUCUUUAUUUUUAAAUGUUAAUUUUUUCUUUAAAUGUAUGCAACACAUUUUCCUGCCACCAUAUAACUGUGAGACUAAAUGCUCAAAGGACUGCCAUACAGGGUAUACUGGUAUAGAAUUUUUCUUGUACUGUGCAUAAAACUUAAUACUAACAAACCAAAGCCCUGAAGUACUACCUGAAUUUAAAGAUUCUUUUUAAACUUUGUAAACCAGUUUUCACUAAGCUGUGAUUAUUAUUAUUAUUUUACAAUAUGUUUUUACUUCUGCCUGUACUGAAAAAAGUCAAUUUUCAUCACACUGUAACAAAUAAAUUUUCACAAGAAUACAAAUGUAAUGAAGUGUUUGGAUUAUGCCACAAAUGUCAUAAGGCUGACAAUGCUGAAAUUUAUCUUGUUUGUUUUAUUUUAUAGUAAGUACUACUGAUAAAAAAGGAAUUGUAUGUUUUUUGUAGUUGCCAUCUUCAGGCUGGUAUUUCAUUACAAUAUCACAGUGCAUACUACAUGCAUCCAGAUAUUGUCAGUGCUGUGAAGAAAGAUCUAGCAUCUGGCAAAAUUAAUGAUGCCAUUGUUUCUAACUUUGAGUUUUCACUAUGCUAUCAAAUAUCACAUCUAUAUAAGUAUAAGGAAACUGUAUUGUAAAGAUGGCCAAAUGAUCGUAAAACAACAAGACCCUAUGUAUGCCACUGCAAGGUGAACUUAAAUUUUACAGCAGUGGCCCUUCGAUGAUUGAUGCUGCAUUCUGAGGCAUAAUGAGAAUUCUGUGGUAGCUACAUUUGAAUUAAAAAUGGAUUUUUAAAUGAAUUAUAUAUGAAAUUGAAUAGAACCUGUAUGGUAUCCCUCAUGCUAUUUAUUUUUUAUAAUAAAUUCAUUUUAUUUUAAAUUUU